CGAAGGCAGCGGACGCGUCGUGGUCUUCACAUUGUUUGUGAGAGGGAAAUGCAAAUGCCAGAAAGCCAAUAUUGAUCGCGAGCCGAGAGAAAAGAAAAGUGCGAGAGACGACGGACGUGUUUGGAAAAUCGAAUUGAAUUUUGUACGGCAAAGUCAGCGGAAAUCGCAACAACGGUAAUUCGUGUGUGUGCACAGUGUGGUGUCUUUGUUUCCUUCUCUCUCUCGCGCUGUGAGUGCCUGUGUGAACUUUAUUGAUUCUCAAAAACAAACUCAAAUAGCGGAGUAUUCAGCCAAGGAUAUCAUCGGCUAUUCAGGCAGCUUGCGGCCAAUCGAAAUGGGAGGCAGUCGCAGCUUCGCGUUGCUUCUCCUGCUGCUGUGUGUGGCAGCAGCUUCUGCGAGCGGAGAACCAACCACGGAGACUCCCUCGGCUCUGCUGCCCCUGGAGGCGCGAAAUGCCGAUGGGUCCGGCGAGGAGGACGUCAUCUCUACCAGCUAUGUGCUCCCCAAUCAGAUUUUCAACGAGGGAAAGCCCUAUUAUCCCCGUCAGGAUCCUGUGUCCGGACAGCUGGACUUUAGUGCCAAAAAGCCUGCGGGUAUCCAGCCGGAGGCCAAUGAGGUCUUGGAUCCCAACGAGAAGAUCGUGCUGAGCGGAGCCAGUUCGCCCAACAUCCAUGAUUUCCUCAACCUGCCCGUAAAGUACUCCUCAUCGAAGUUCGUCUAUCCCCUGGUCUCCAGUUCGUACGCCAACUUGAAGUACCAGGGCAGCAACAAGAACUACAUCACCAACAAGAAGCCCACUUCCGUGGUGGCUCCAGUCACGCCACCCCCGCCCAAUUACCACAGCUCCAACUUCUUCACGGUGCCCACCACCAAGCUCACUGCAGUGACGCCUACGGCCGGGGCUUACUAUCCCGGCAGCAGCUCCACUACGUCCACAACUACUACAACAACUACAACGACAACCACUCGGGGAACUCUGCCGCCCUCGAGGAGACCGGUGAGCACCACCACGACCACAACUGCAGAGCCAACGAGUCCCGCGGCCAAGUAUACCACUACCUCGCGCCGGCCUAUUCCAGUGCACACGGCCUCCACGACGCCCCAACCGCCGCGUACCAGUACCACCCGCAGGAAGUUUGUGCCCACCAAGAAGUACAGCCCCACCGUACCCAGCUCUACGGCCAGGCCCCUGCUCACCCAGGAGGAGCAGCGUCCAUUGAAGACACCUCAGUCUCCCCGGCCCACUCCUAGCAGCAGCGAUGUUGCCUUUACCACCCACCACGCCACGCCGCAGGCCGCCAUCUUUCCUACAGAGCCAGCCACAACCACCAAGAUGUACACCACCUCAAGCACGAGCCCGCCAGUGGUUUUCACCGAAGGUCCGACGCCGCCGCCCGCUUUUAGUCCCAUUCCUGGAGCUGGAACUGGUAUUCACAACCUGGAUCCAGCGGAUGUUUACCACACGCUGGGCCAAAAGAACACGCAGGCCGAGGAGCAGCAACUGGAGAAGCAGCAGCAGCAGCUGCAGCAUCAACAGCAACUGUUGCAACAGCAGCAAUAUCAAGAGCAGCAGCAGCAGCAGCAAUACCAGCAGCAACAAUACCAGCAGCAACUAGAGAAGCAGCAACUGGAAAAGCAGAAGCACCCAUACCAGCAGCAACUGGAAAAACAGCAGCAUGAGCAGCAGCAACAUCAUCAGCAGCAGCCCCUGCCCCAGCCUCAGCCCCCCAACCAGCCACAGCGACCGACUCCCCCCAAGCCCCCAAUGACCCUCAGCGAUAUAUUCAACAGCCUGGCCGAGGAAGAGUCCAAUGUGGCGCACAACUACCAGCAGAACCAGGGAUUCGAUGCCCAGGGCAACCUCAUUGAGCCUAUUGCUCCCUCCAAGCCAUCCCCCUUCGCCAUGCAGCAGCCAGGAUCACAACAGCAGCAGCAGCGACCAGCUAAUGCCAACGACCAGAAGGUGAUCUCCGGCAGUCAGGAGAACUACAGCAACGAGUACGUGUCCUACCAGGUGCAGCAGCCCAACGUGAUGCAGUACCGACCAGCGCCGGGCAAGAUCAACAACGUGGUCAUAUCUCCGGGCCAGCAGUCGGCCUCCUUUGUGCUCGGCAGCCAGGUGCAGCAGGUGAGCGUGGGCCACCCAAGCGUGGAGAAGGAGACGAUGUUUGCCAAGGACACGCCGGGUGUGCAGUACGGUCAGGUGAUCAACGAGGACAUCGGCAACAUCAAGCGCCCUAUCAAGGAGCCAGCGGUGCCCACCAGCUACCAGCAGAUGCCGAGUCUGCAGCAGAACUCCAACUUCCAUCAGAACGGUAAUGCUGGCACACCAGGAACACCUGGAGCUGCUUCCUACCAAGAGCCACCGCCGGAGGCUCCCAGUCCGUACCAGCAGCUGCCCCUGAUCGGCUCCAACAAGCGGCCAUCCAAGAAGCCUGCGGCCAAGCCGGAACCGAUCAACCAGGCUUAUCCACCUCCGCCUCCCCCGACGCCACAUCAGCCUCAGACUACGCCGCCGGCAGUGGACGCACACGUAGAUGAAACCAAGGAGCUCCUGGUCUCCACAAACAUUCGGUUUCCCGCCCAGGGUGAAGAGUCCGUGGAGCUAUCCUCCUCAGCUGUGAUGCCAGGCCCGCCGGCUGGACCACACAUCAAUGGCCAUGCCCAGCCUCUCAGCCUGCAGCAGAUCCAGAACUCCAAUCCAGUUGUUUUCCCCAAGGUCAAGGAUGAAGCAGCUCCCGGCAGCGUGCAGAUACAGCAGCAUGAAGUGCUCAACCUGAGUCAGCAGAAACCACCAUUGAAAUUCCCUGCUCAGCAACCUGGGCUUGGCGAGCUGCCUUCCCGCGACAUGGAGCCUCCGCCACGAUACCCAACCACGCAGCAAGUGCCCCAAGCACCACCCACUCCAGGCAAGCGACCUCCAGCAGCCUUCUACAACGAGUUUAACCGGAAGCCCCAGAACCGUCCGCGUCCCAGCAACCUGCCCAACAUUCUGCCGCAGUUCCGACCGAACGCUAAAAUCUCCAGCGGUCAUCCGCCGGCGUUGAAGCAGGAAGCAGGCAACAUCCGGCUGCCCCAGCAGGGUGGUCCUAAGCGUCCUUACAAUCCCUCCGUGCCGCCACAGUUUGCCCAUCGUCGCCAGCCCCUGCACCAGCAGCAGCUGCAGCAGCAGAUGCUGCAGAAGAGAUAUCCCAUGAACCGCAUCUCGGAGUAUCCCGUAGGACCUAGUCCGGGGGGAGAUUUGAACAGAAGGGUCUACAGGCUGCCCCCAUACGGAGGCCAGAACGUGCCCUACCUUCCUGACCACAUGUAUCCUCGCCGACCUCACGGUCCUGGUCCACUGAGAUCCGUUGAUGGUUAUCCCGCCGAGCGCCACGCUCCUUCGGCAGGCGGAGAGCCCUACAAGACCAUAGACGCUGAAGCAGCAGCUGAUUUCGAGGAGGAGGAUCUGGUGAUCAACGAUCCGCCACAGCCUGUGACCCCCGGCAAGGAUCGCAAGAGCGUGGAAGAGACGAAACUGGAACCCGUGGUGACGCUGCAGAUGCUGCAAUCGCAGAAGAAAGCCGUGAGUCUGCCCGGCGAUGACACGGGCGCCGGCGAAAUCCAGGUCACGGCCGACAACGAUCCACAGGAAGCGGAGGCCUCCAAGCUCAGCCAGCAGAAGUUGGACCCCAGCGGACUGUACGUCGUGUUUCCCAUGAAGGGAUCGGAGAAGGGUCAGCCGGAGGGAGAGGCACCUUCAGCGCCGGCCGAGUACCAGAACACUCCAUUCUCCGUGAUCCGCGACCAGCCGCAGGAGCCGAUCCUGAAGAACAAGAAGCCGCAGUCGCUGCAGCAGCAGAACAAGGCGCAGCAGGUGCCCAAGGAGAAGUUCCCCUAUCCCAUCGAGAAGCCAGAUCCCUCGUACUCAGAACUCAACCCAGAGUCGCAGGGUGCUGUUCCUGGAGUACUCAUCGCUCCCAGAAUCAUCACUGGAGCCCUUGGCACUGGAACGGAAACGCCCAUAGCCAUUGCAUAUACGCCCACGGAGCCGAGUCCAUAUCGUCAGGAUCAGGGCCAAAAGUUCUCCAACAUCAAUUUGGCCACGUCGGUGAUCAACGAGAUCCGUCAGGAUACCCAGACGGAGGAGGGCUUGAGCAGUGACUUUGAUCUGCGCGGCCAGAACUUCGAGAAGGACUUCAUGGCGCCCUUCUACCCCAGUUUGAGCCUGGGCGGAGCUAGUGGAGCUGCGGCCAUCAACCCGGCGGCCCCGAGUAACUGGAACAUCUUGCCCUCGACCACAGAUCAGGCAAUCUAUGAGAAGAACAACAUAAACCGGGCUGAUGUCGGGACCCCGGAUGACAAAAAAGUGGAGGAGGAGCAGCCCACUGCGAGUCCGCUGACGGCGGAGAAGAACUCUGAGCUGGACAGCUUCCAGCCACAGUUGCAGGGUGGAUUCAAGCCCAUUUAUCCACCAGGCUACAAGCACGUGGAGCAGGUGGAGCAGGAAGAGAUAGCUGGCGCCAAGAAUGCUGCCUCCAAUCAGCCACUGGCCCUGCCGCUGGUGGGCACCACAGCAAAGCCUUCCACGUCCGCUGCUCCCCUCAGUAGUAGCUCUAGCACAUCAUCUUCCACCUCAUCAACAAGCUCAACGACAUCGACGACUCAUCAACCCGGAAUAACGAAAUCGGACGGCACAACAUCAUCCACCAAGGCCCCAGUGGUCAGUACGAAGCCCACGCAACGCAAGAAAUCCAGCUUCGAGACGAGCCUGGCGGCGCUACUCUUCGGGGAUGAGGACGAGGAGGAAGGAGCCCGAAAGUCCGCCGAGCUGCCAAAGCCCCAGGCCCAGGCCGGGCCCAGGAAUGUGCCUCGCAUGGGUCCCCGGAGCCUGACGCUUAGCUAAGGCGGAGCAAGGAGAUUACCCCACACGCACCCACACUAGUUUAGUCCAAUUUAGUUUGUAUUAUUUAUUCAAAGUUCAUGAGACAGCGGGGAGACGAAUGCCCCCGCUUAGAGAGGUAGACCAUGUGGUAAUCUAGUUCUGUUCUACAGCUUAUAGUUAGUAAGCUCUCCACCCAGAUACACAGACCCACGCAGCCACCAAUGACAAUCCACAUCCCGCAAUCACAGCGACUUUUGCGAGUCUGAUUUGAAAUUUGGAAGCUUAAAACUUUCUCAUUGGACUCCCGAAUCGUCGGAAAUGAGAUAAAAGCUUUUUUGUAAUCAAUUUAACACAAGCCUAAAAAUAGUACUCUCUGUUUACCAGACUAUAUUGUACCAUAGAAAACAAUGCAAAAUAAACUUAAUUCUGAUAUA
This is a messenger RNA of Drosophila kikkawai, 5298 nucleotides long. RefSeq lists its product as uncharacterized. NCBI's taxonomy places the organism in Eukaryota, Metazoa, Arthropoda, Insecta, Diptera, Drosophilidae. The record is from RefSeq and is a predicted model, not a curated record.